GUCGUCAUCUGCUACACCCACAGCGGUGACCCCUGUGUAACUGUAGCAGAAUGCCGCUCUACUGGGGGGAACUGCCUGAAGGGAUGGGGUCAGAGCUUCUCGAAGCGGAGCCCCAGGCAGUCUCCUGGAGAGAAGCCCGAUCCAUGAGAGCCUCCAGAAGAUCCCUGCGCUGGCGAGCAAUAUGUUCUGUUUUCUUUAUGCUUUUCUGCGUAAUCUGUUUAAUCACUUUGCUAUCUGUUUCCCAAGCACAGGCUAACCCAGAUUCUAAAAAGGAAGCUGGCAAUGCCACCAGCCCUGAGAUGAAUAACCCACUGCUCGAGGCACCUCCAUUUAUCCAGGCUGUUUAUACAGAAGCUGGAUACAAUAAGACUAGUAAUCAAACUCUGGGAGAUUUUCUUAAUGUUGUGAAACGAAGGGAACUCCUUAUAGAACACUUCCCGGAGGAUAUACUCAGUAUCUGAUUAAGGGGAGAUGGUGGACGGCGCCACGAUGGGUGCCGGAGCAAGGAAACUAUUUAGAGCCCCUAUUAUAUACGGGAGGCUAUGAUGAGCGGGGUUACAGAUGGGUCAACCAUAAAGGCAAGAGAGUUCUUUGGAAUUCAUUAAACUUCAUGGAAUGGUUACGUAGAAGCAGGAGACCAUGGUGUAUUUAUAAUGAAAAGGAGAGACGAGCCAUUUUAGAAAAUAUGAUGACAGUCUUAAGAUACUGGCAUGCUUGCUUAUGCAAGCAGUUGUGGGAAGCCUUGUAUCGCAGAUAUGAUUCCUUUAAAGAACACAUUGCUAAGUACAUCAGAGGGGAGCUAAAACUAUCCAUGUAGAAAGAGGAAGUUGACACUUGUCUCUAAAGAUAUGCUAGACAUGAUUCAUCGAGCAGCCAGUUCAUGACCAACCGCAAAGCCACAAAUAAUUGUAUUAAUAGAUAAACUUAUGCUAUGUCUGUGUAUUAAUAGAUAAACUUAUGCUAUGUCUGAUUUGGGGCUGGAAACUUUUCGCUGAGAUGUUCAAAUUCUAAAAAAUCAUGAUUCAGCUGUAACAUGAAUUGUAUUUUUUCUAUCCUUGUUCCUUGUUUCUAUCACUAUAUAAGAGAAGUUUAAACUUCAGUAAAAUUACAGCAGUUCACUAAGACUCUUGGUGUCUGUCUGUCAUUUCCUGCGCCGUAUCCUGACCUCUCCUGAUACCUUCGACCCUGAGCUCCCGCGGUCUGAUACUCUCCGCCAGAGCGGUCCGCGGCAGCUGGCGCCCGAACAGGGACUUGAAGGACAGGAUGCCGAGUCCCCCAUUUGGGUUCCGGACCGACUCAUCAGACCUGCCCCGAAAGAAAAGGAAGCAGAAGCGGAGGCAACGGAAGCAGCAGAAGCAGCUGAUUCUGCAAAUGAAGAGACUGAGAGUCAGCCGGGGAAAGCCAAUGACCUGGACUCAAGUUCGCUCGCUGACGCGACAUGCUAAAGAACUUUUAAUUGAAUUGGGGAAACCCCCGACGCCUGCAUGUUAUUUCUUGGCCUUUCUUUCUCUCCUCUCUGCUACCCCUCUACCCACAGAGGGGGUUUCCUAUUGGGCUUAUGUUCCAGAUCCUCCCAUCAUCCAGCCCGUAGGCUGGAUGGACCCACAACACAUUAAAGUGUUAACAAAUGAUUCACUAAGAAUAGGCGGUGCUCAGAAUUCAGAGCUCCGCCCCAGCACAUCCUCCUUUAUAAAUUUUGAGGGCAGAGCAGAUUCGUUACCGGUCUGCCUGACUCUUCAGGGAAAGGCUCCUCAUGGCUGCUUUACUACGCGCUAUAGGACCUUUCUUACAGAUUCUCCUGAUAGGGCACAACUCGGUGAUUCCUCAGGUAAAAGAUGGAUAUGGGAGGUUCAGAUGCAGACUUUGGGUGAUCCUUUAUAUAAAGAAGUCUUUGUAAAUAGGCAAACAAGUCCUGAAGUACAGUGUAUUGAAAAAUACAGGGAUAAGGAUAAGUUUUGGGAUGCAGCAUUAACCAAUAAUCCAACAUGGUUACAAUGUGCCUUUCCUCAUGCGGCUACUUGGUAUGCUCCAGUUAAUUUGACUGAUGAAAAUUUAUUAGUAUGGGAUUAUUCUAAUUCUAAUAAUGGCUCCAAUAAGAUUUAUGAAAAUUAUAUUACACAAAAUAAGGAAAAAUUUCAUAAUUAUACUUAUGAUGGCCUUGGAGAGCCUCUUAGAAGUUGGUUUUCACCUGGGAUAGUAGAACCUACCUGGUUCAUCGAACAAGGAAAUAUCACAAGGCGGCAGUCUGACCUAUUUCGGUUAGUGGCCGCAGCCAAUAUGUUCUUGGAAAAGAAACCUGGUGAAAAGAAGUCUUUAGCUUAUGGUUUGCGUGCAUGUUUAUCCUAUCCCUAUGCCAUGCUUCUUGCGCAGCAGGCUUCUGUUAAUAUUUCCCAAGAGCCCGGAAAUUCUUACUCGGUUACUUGCCAUUCCUGUAAAUUGACUAAUUGCAUUUCUUCAGCGGAAUCAAAGGAUUUGGAUACAGUUAUAAUCGUUCGACGCCCUUCUUAUGUUUUGUUGCCAGUAGAGCUUGGUGAAGAGCCUUGGUAUGAUAAUGCUGCUUUACAAGUUUUAGAGGACUUUAAUGCCCUUAUUAGGCCAAAACGUUUUGUUGCUGCUCUUGUUCUUGGCAUUGCUGCUUUAAUAUCAAUUUUAACUACUUUUACUGUUGCCACCACGGCAUUGGUUGAGACAAUUCAAACUGCACAGUUUGUUAAUAACCUCAAUCGCAAUGUUUCUCUUGCUUUAAUUCAGCAGGAAUUAAUUGAUAAGAAAUUGGAAUCAAAAUUAAAUGCUUUGGAGGAAGUGGUGGUUGCACUUGGUCAGGAAAUGAGCAAUCUUAAAAAUACGCUUUCAGUUCGCUGUCAUGGCAAUUUUAAGUCUAUUUGUGUCACACCUCUGCCUUACAAUACCUCUGAACCUUGGGAAAAAGUGAAAGCACAUCUGCAGGGAGUUUGGACAAGCAGUAGCAUUUCCCAUGAUAUUGACUCAUUACAAAAGGAUAUCUCAGCCAUGAGUCAGUCGCAUCUACAGUUAGGGGGGCUUCAACAACUAGCCUCCAGCCUACAGUCUAAUGUAAAGGCUCUUAAUCCUUUAGAUUGGCUACAAUACUUUAUAUUUCUUGGCAUCCUUGUCUUGCUUUUCCUUAUAGUAAUUUUUCUGUUUCCUCCUCUUAUCUCAUGUCUUUUCAAGUCGCUCAAAACAGUGCAACAGGAUAUCUUCGAGCUCCGUUUUAAAAAUAAAAAAGGAGGAACUGCUACACCCACAGCGGUGACCCCUGUGUAACUGUAGCAGAAUGCCGCUCUACUGGGGGGAACUGCCUGAAGGGAUGGGGUCAGAGCUUCUCGAAGCGGAGCCCCAGGCAGUCUCCUGGAGAGAAGCCCGAUCCAUGAGAGCCUCCAGAAGAUCCCUGCGCUGGCGAGCAAUAUGUUCUGUUUUCUUUAUGCUUUUCUGCGUAAUCUGUUUAAUCACUUUGCUAUCUGUUUCCCAAGCACAGGCUAACCCAGAUUCUAAAAAGGAAGCUGGCAAUGCCACCAGCCCUGAGAUGAAUAACCCACUGCUCGAGGCACCUCCAUUUAUCCAGGCUGUUUAUACAGAAGCUGGAUACAAUAAGACUAGUAAUCAAACUCUGGGAGAUUUUCUUAAUGUUGUGAAACGAAGGGAACUCCUUAUAGAACACUUCCCGGAGGAUAUACUCAGUAUCUGAUUAAGGGGAGAUGGUGGACGGCGCCACGAUGGGUGCCGGAGCAAGGAAACUAUUUAGAGCCCCUAUUAUAUACGGGAGGCUAUGAUGAGCGGGGUUACAGAUGGGUCAACCAUAAAGGCAAGAGAGUUCUUUGGAAUUCAUUAAACUUCAUGGAAUGGUUACGUAGAAGCAGGAGACCAUGGUGUAUUUAUAAUGAAAAGGAGAGACGAGCCAUUUUAGAAAAUAUGAUGACAGUCUUAAGAUACUGGCAUGCUUGCUUAUGCAAGCAGUUGUGGGAAGCCUUGUAUCGCAGAUAUGAUUCCUUUAAAGAACACAUUGCUAAGUACAUCAGAGGGGAGCUAAAACUAUCCAUGUAGAAAGAGGAAGUUGACACUUGUCUCUAAAGAUAUGCUAGACAUGAUUCAUCGAGCAGCCAGUUCAUGACCAACCGCAAAGCCACAAAUAAUUGUAUUAAUAGAUAAACUUAUGCUAUGUCUGUGUAUUAAUAGAUAAACUUAUGCUAUGUCUGAUUUGGGGCUGGAAACUUUUCGCUGAGAUGUUCAAAUUCUAAAAAAUCAUGAUUCAGCUGUAACAUGAAUUGUAUUUUUUCUAUCCUUGUUCCUUGUUUCUAUCACUAUAUAAGAGAAGUUUAAACUUCAGUAAAAUUACAGCAGUUCACUAAGA
Mesocricetus auratus (golden hamster) is the source of this 4366-nucleotide messenger RNA. Its product is annotated as endogenous retrovirus group K member 25 Env polyprotein-like. Gene Ontology annotation, molecular function: structural molecule activity. Lineage: Eukaryota; Metazoa; Chordata; Mammalia; Rodentia; Cricetidae. The transcript is spliced from 2 exons. Bases 1264 to 3282 code for a protein of 672 amino acids. The record is from RefSeq and is a predicted model, not a curated record.